Akanthomyces muscarius is the source of this 1071-nucleotide messenger RNA. RefSeq lists its product as uncharacterized. The record is from RefSeq and is a predicted model, not a curated record. Gene Ontology annotation, biological process: L-citrulline biosynthetic process. The coding region runs from base 1 to 1071 and encodes 356 amino acids. Gene Ontology annotation, molecular function: ornithine carbamoyltransferase activity; amino acid binding. NCBI's taxonomy places the organism in Eukaryota, Fungi, Ascomycota, Sordariomycetes, Hypocreales, Cordycipitaceae. Gene Ontology annotation, cellular component: mitochondrion. The transcript is spliced from 3 exons.
AUGAGCGCCUCUCCUGCUCUCCGCAGCGCUGCCCGCGGCGCCGCACACCGCCUGCAGCAGCGUCCGUACUCGUCCUCGACAGCUGCGCCCCGACAUCUCAUGUCCAUUGCCGACCUCUCGCCGACGGAGUUUGCCAACCUCGUCCGCAAUGGCGCCGCGCGCAAGACCCAGGUCAAGUCGGGCCAGGCACCCGCUACCCUCCGCGACGGCAUGGCGGGCCAGACGGUCGCCAUGAUGUUUAGCAAGCGCAGCACCCGCACGCGCGUCUCGACGGAGGCCGCCGUCACGUUACUGGGCGGCCAUCCCAUGUUUCUGGGCAAGGACGACAUUCAACUGGGCGUAAACGAGUCACUAUACGACACGUCAAAAGUCAUCUCCUCAAUGACUUCAUGCAUGGUCGCUCGUGUCGGCCCGCACUCCGACGUCGCGGGACUGGCGAGGGAUUCGAGCGUGCCUGUCAUCAACGCCUUGUCCGAAGACUUCCAUCCCCUGCAGACGAUUGCCGAUUUUCUGACGCUACACGAGGCUUUUCCCUCGUCGAGCGCCACAUCUGGCGGCAGCCUUGGCCUCGAGGGCCGCAAGGUCGCCUGGGUUGGUGACUCGAACAAUGUGCUCUUCGACCUGGCCAUUGGCUGCGUCAAGAUGGGCGUCGACAUUGCCGUCGCCUCGCCUCAAGGCUACGGCAUUCCCGACUCCAUGAAGGCCGUCAUCAACGCAGCUGCGCAGGGCGUGUCCUCACCCGGCAAGUUGACGGAGACGAGUGUGCCGGAAGAGGCUAUCAAGGAUGCCGACGUAUUGGUGACGGAUACGUGGAUCUCCAUGGGCCAGGAGAGCGAGAAGAAGAAGCGUCUCGACGCUUUCGCGGGCUAUCAAAUUACGAAUGAACUGGCCAAGCGUGGUGGCGCAAAGGAUGGCUGGAAGUUUAUGCACUGCCUGCCACGACAUGCCGAAGAGGUUGCCGACGAAGUGUUCUACAGCGCAAGGUCCCUGGUAUUCCCCGAAGCCGAGAAUCGCCUAUGGGCUGCCAUUGCCGCGCUGGAAGGCUUCGUUGUGAACAAAGGCAAGUUCUAA